AAUUUACCAAGUUUUAAUGUGAAUCAAAGUAUUUGAAGUUUUCUAAUAUUAUUUUAAUGUUUUAAGUUAGUGAUAAAAUUUAACCGUAAAUGUAUGUUGACAGUUUUAUCUUUAUAUAUGUAUAUAUAAAAGUGACAGAGUAUAACAUUUAAAAUUAAGAGCAAACUUUGAAUAAUAUUAAGAAUUUUUAUUAAUAAUUACGCGACAUUUUUGAAUAAAAUGAGCAGCACCGAUGGAAAUAAUGCAACGGGUGGCGGAGGAACACCUGGCCCAGGAAAUGUUGGUAAUAGCAAUAUCACUACUGCAACGGGAGAACAUUUCAAAAUUAUUAAAACUCAAUUAAUAUCCCAUCCACAUCCAGCAACUCUGCAACAAAAUCAACACUCACCAAUACUUUUACCUACUACAACUACUCCAACACUAGUACCAACACCACCCAUAUAUACAACACCCAACAAUUCACAAGUUGCACCAUCACCAAUACAGUUAAAAAAUCCUACAAAUGUAACGAAUUUGUUUGCUUUAAAUCCAGUUGCAGCCAAAAUAACACAUAUCAAAACAACCACAAUUGAUGCAGUAGCAGCUGCAGCCGUCUCAAAUGUGGCUAGCGGCAUAUCUUUAAGUAGUUUGACAACAGCGGCAGCAAGCGGUGCAGGCACCUUGGUGACAAGUGGUGGCGUAACUGCAAUGAGUGCUAUUAAAGUUGGUGCCAGUGGUGCAAGCGGCACACCUAUUGCUUUAAAUACAUCACAAGCUGCUAAUGCCGCAGCAGCUACUUCAAUACGUGCCAUAGGAACUGGUGGCCAAUCAACUCAAGUUAGGGUAGUUAUGGGGAAUCUAAUGCCUUCUAUGAUUAAGCAAUUAGAAACUGCUGGUCCAGGCCGAGCCCAAAUAACCGCUUUUCCAACAGCACCGGCACGUUCGGUAUCAAAUACAUCAAUAACGGUAACUAGGCCAGGCACGCAGACCGCCUAUUUGCCAAGAGCUAACGUUACUGCAGCUUCCAUGACUGGUGUGGGUGUGGGGGUUGGCGUUCCUACGGGUCAACGUCUUGUUACUCCUAUAAGGACGACACCGACAUCAGUAACUGCCACGGGUAUUGCAGGUGCUACGGUAACUGGUAUAACAGCGGCGGGAAAUUUUGUCCGUGGAACUACCGUCAGCCGUAACAGCACCUCACCUGCUACUACAGUUAUAUCUCCAGCUACUAGUACUACUUGGAUGGCUGCAAAUCCUGCCGGUCAAGUGCAACUGAUACGUGCCAUUCCACACCAGUCACGACAACGUAGCAGUGGCUCCGUAGUAGCUGUUACUGGAACAGUAGUUACAACGACUGGAUCUACAAUGCAGUCUGGAACUACAGUUGUAUCUGGACAGCAACAAACUCCAACAUCUAAAGGACAACAAUCCACGAUUCAAGCGGUUUCGUCUGCUUCUCAUAACCAACAACAACAGCAAACUUACGUAGCCACAAUUUUACCGCCGCGUCCACAUCAAGCCACUUUGGUAUACUCACCGAAUGUGGCUACAUCGCAACCCCUGGCGCAAACACAGUUCAACACAACGUCGGUGGCAACUACAGGACCAAGAUUUGCCGUAGCCACUCCCUUAACAGCUACGGCUGGCGCUGGAGCGUCCCCUCGUCAAAUUAGGCCAAUACCAUUGGGAAAAUCGUUUUCAACAGCAAAACUUAACACCACAAAUAUUAGUAUUCGAACACCAAAUUUGCCGCAACUUACUCCAACUAUAACAUCAAGUGUUUCUAAUGUGUCAACUGUAUCAAGUUCUGUAGCUUCAAAUCCAACACGCAAUACAACAGCAACUGGCGUCGGUGGUUCUACUUCCAAUGUUAUGUCGUCUACCAAUCUCCCAGCAACGCGCAUAAUUCAGCUGCAACAACAACCGGGUGGAGCUGCACAACUCUGUUCCACAGGGCGUUUGGCUGCUAAUGUGGUCUUGCAACCGAUUAUAGUAAACACUUCUGGAGGCGGAAAGUUCGGUAUACGCCCACCAGUGACUAUGGCAACUAAAGUUCAGCCUUCUUUGACCAUAACUCAACUGGGUAUUGGGAAAUUACCUUCCUCUGGUUCAUCGAGUGCGAUUGCUGGUGGUAGUUCUUUGGGGCAACCGUCGAAUGUAUGUAGCACUGGCAAUAGCCCAUCUCCAUCUGUUUCAACGACAAGUAUAACAGCCACAAAUAUAUCCGCUAAUACAACAACACAAUUAGUAAACGUUUCGCAAGGUGGUAGUGCCCAAUUAUUGACCACUCAAAAUAUAGUCAGUUCAGCGACGGGAGCCAGUUCAAGUGGAGGAGCUACAGUAGUGCCGUUGGCCAUUGGUACACGUGGGGCCAGCGGUGGUAAUAUAAUUACGGGCACUAUGACGCCGAUUAAAAACGCUGGAUCGAUUACGGUGGGUAAAGUAAUGACACAAGCCCAGUUGACAUCACCUUUGGAAAACAGCGCAUCGGUUUCGGCUGCAGCUGGCCCCUCAGGCAAUGUUUAUAUACAUCAUGCUCCUGUUCCGCAGCGACCGCUUAGCGCCAGUAGUUCAGGUAGCAGUGGUGGCAUAUCUACAUCAAAUACAUCUAUUUCGAUGUCGUCUAAUACAAGUGCUGCUAACGUUCUCACCUCCACAGGUACUGUUACAUCCGGUACAUUUUUACAGCCGGGAAGUACUAUCUACUAUGAGUCAGUGCCAGCCAAUUCAGUACAAGUAUCCACGGGUGUUUUAUCGUUAACCACGACCACUGUAACGAAUAGUACAAUAUCACAAAACCAAAUAGUGAGUUCUACAGCUAAUCUCUCGAUAUCUUCGCUACCCUUUGUAACUCAUACCGGUGGCAAUACAUCAACAGCCACGUUCACAGUCGUUCCAUCAGGUGGUGGUCGCACAAUCGGGCAGGUACAAAUACCGGUGUGCAAUGCAGCAGCACAUUUGCAGGCUUUACCUGUGCGCUUCAGCCAACUACCCGCUGGGAAUUUAGCUGCAGCGGCUGCUGAUGCUGUAGCAGUAUCGCAAACUACGCCACAAGUAAUACAGCAAACGUCUGCGUGUAGCGCGGAGACUUCACUCAUUAUACCUACUGCACAGCAAACUAACGUAUCAUCUGGAAAUAACGUAGUGGGGAUGAAUAGCAAUCAACAAACGCAGCAUAUGCUUAUACCCCUACAAACUUCUAUAAAAAUGACUGCAGGUAACGGUUCUACUGGCACCGCCGUAGUUUCUAAUUUUCUCCGUAAACGCGACAUCGAUGGUUCUCCUAUACUGGCCGCAAAGAAUCUUGGACCUACACUUAUAUCAAUGGGAUCUUCCAGUGGCAUGAUGGCUGCUAGUUCUUCAUCAAAUUCGUCAAUAAAUAAUUCAUAUAGUCUUACCUCGGUAACCACAUCCAACGCUCCUGUUGUGUUGUGUACCGAAACUUUGAGUAAAAAGGACAAGCCGGCGAAUAGUGUAACACUAUGCAGUGUAACUUCCAAUGCAAGUGGCAUACUUGCAUCCACCAGAAAUUCUCGUACCGACUCACCAGCUUCAUCUGAUGGAUCUACUACAGUUUCAGCCAAUUCGUCCCCCGGUGUUGAUCAGCAAAUGCAGGAUGGUAAUAUGGUUAUCAAUCGCAUGAUCAGCGGUCCAAGUAUGGAAACUCAUUUCAAUCCCAUUAACGAGCUUUACCCCAGUCAUCAUUCUAUGGCCCAACAGCAUACAACGUCUGGCACACCGGUUAAUUCACGGAACUUAACCAGUGUGGACCAUCAUAACAUAAAACACGCUGUUUUGAAUUCCAAUACACAACAGCAGAGGCUUAACGGAGGUUCUAUCGAAUGUCCGCCACGUAAAAAAUCGAGAAAGUCAACAAAUGAUAGUCAGCCUUCACCACAAAAUCAAGCUGCUCUCAGUUUACCACCGCUAUUGUCAAAUAAUCCCAGUGUAUCAGCGAACGCUAACAAUAACGCAAUAAUCGAAUCUACGGUAUGUUUGGCAGGGACCACUCCAACAGCUGUGGUAGGCAAUUGCACGCCGAGUUCAGUCAGCAUUGGACGUGAAGUUAUCAAUGGCAAAGAGAAUACAAAGCCGGUCGAAUAUGUUUUAAAACGUCCACGUAAUCUGACGUUACUGAGUACUUAUAAACAAAAUUGGAAAUCGGCGUAUAACCAUUUUCAACGCUAUUCUGAUGUGAAGCCUCGAGAAGAACGAAAGCCGACCAUUAUGGAUUUAGCAAAGCAAAGCAAUGUAUUGGGCAAAAUAAAUGGCUGGAAAAUUUAUCAUCUUCGUUCACAAAUGGAAGAUUUGUGCGAAAAUGAAGCAUUGGGUUAUGAUAAGCUAUCCACAAUGCUUAAGCAAAUGGAAUCGCAUGGCAUUAACAACGAAAUUGAACGUAUUAGCGAUCUAGUAAAGGGUAAUAUGCAACGCAGUAAAAUCAUUGUGGACGGUGUUAAUGAGGCACAAAAUCAAAUUAUGAAAAUUUUCGAUCAUAAAUCUCACAUUUCGGACAUUAUUAAUCGAUGCGCGUCGAAAAGGAACUUCAAAAAACGCGAAAAACCCUAAAGCGACUUUUGCUUCACACAUUUUUAUUAACACCUAUUCUCCUUGCUUUAAAAACAUGAUCAAUGCGAAAUAUAAUCACCCAAUAUUUUACAACUAUGUACACCUACUCCGUGGUAUAGUUAAUAGAAGAAUAACUUUUUUUUUGUUUAGCUUGAAAAUAU
Molecule: messenger RNA, 4706 nt
Organism: Glossina fuscipes
Lineage: Eukaryota; Metazoa; Arthropoda; Insecta; Diptera; Glossinidae
Gene: Sap130
Product: mucin-5AC
Exons: 11
Coding region: 220-4545 (1441 amino acids)
Biological process (GO): negative regulation of transcription by RNA polymerase II
Cellular component (GO): Sin3-type complex
Source: RefSeq, a predicted model, not a curated record